AUGACUAAAAACAUAAACACUAUAAAAAUACAAUCACCACCACCAUAUUUAUCGAUUAUCCACAAAAAUAGUCCAAACAAAGAUGCUAAUACCACCAUUACCUCAAAACAUGCACCUACAGUUCUAACAAUUGCUGGAUCAGAUAGUUCCGGUGGUGCAGGUAUCGAAGCGGAUUUAAAAACAAUAACCUGCAACAAAUGUUACGGAUGUACCUGUAUUACAACACUUACAGCACAAAAUCCCCACGGUGUGAUCGAUCACCUUGCAAUUCCACAAAAAAUUGUAGCAAAUUGUUUGAAAGCUAAUUUUAAAGAUUUACAAAUCGAUUGUGUUAAAACUGGGAUGCUAACUUUCGAAGCCAUCAAUGCGAUAUACGAAGAGUUGCUCAAUAAUGAUAAAUGUAAUGACCUCAAUUUUGUUGUUGAUCCCGUUUUCGUUGCCACUUCUGGUUUCCAAUUGACAUUUGAUAACCCUAAGAACGAAUUAAUUAAACAGUUGUGUGAGAAAAUAUUUCCACAUGCCUUAUUGAUAACCCCUAAUUUGGAAGAAUCUAUUGAUAUUUUGGAAUAUUUUAAAGAAGUUGCUGGCAACAACAAUACUUUUGGUAUCGAGGAUAUUGGCUCUGUUGAUGAUUUGAUUUCUAUUGCCAUUGACAAAAAUAUUACAGAUGUUUUAUAUCUAUCAAAGGAAAAUAAAAUUAUCGUAUAUGAAUCUCAAUAUAUCAACACUAAAAGCACCCAUGGAACUGGAUGUACUUUAAGUAGUUGCAUUGCCUCAAAUUUAGCUCAGGGGUAUGAUUUGGUCAAUAGUUGUUUUGGUGCUAUUGAAUAUGUUUCCAAUUGUAUAUUUAUGGGCCAAGCAAACUACACACCUUGCAAAAAAGUCGAUAUUAAUGGGAUUGACAAUGGGCCAAUUAACCAUUGCUGGAAUAUUAGUAAAUCCCCUAUACAAAGAAUGUUUGAUGACACAUUGUACUCAAACCCACCCACGGUUGGCACUAAUAUUAGCAACACUCACAAACUUUACGACACCGAAAAAUCAUUUUAUGAAUAUUUGAUUACUCAUCCUGAAAUUGCACCACACUGGGAAAGUUACACAAAACAUCCAUUUGUUGAUAAACUGAGUAGAAAUGAAUUGCCUUUGCAUCAAUUUGAAUUUUAUAUCGCUCAGGAUUAUUAUUAUUUGGUUGGUUACGCCAAGAUAAGUUCUUUGUUGGCCGCCAAAAUCCCUGGAUAUGAUGGAUUAUUACAGCAGUUGGAGAUCAUCGGCAAUGUUAAUGCUGGACUUAAUAGACAUAUUAAGAGGAUAGGUGCUAUAGAGAAUUGCAGUGAUGCUUUGGAAACUAUUGCUUACUUGGAAGAAGCCCCUCGUAGAUUUGCUUUAAAAAAUUAUCAUAGAAUAUUCAAAGAUAUUGCUGAUAAUAAUGGUACCCACCUUGAGUUAAUUAUUGCUGUUGCUCCUUGUUUGCACGGCUAUGGUGUAGCUUCCUCGAAUUUUAUUAAAAAUUUGGAUUCAAAUGGUGAUAAUAGUAGUUUAAAAAGUAAAAUGUAUCGUGAAUGGAUGACUGAUUAUUCUAAUGAUCAUUAUCAAAAGGCGAAGAAAGAUGGCGUUGAACUAUUAAAUAAAAUCGGCGAGUAUAUCAAUUACACCGGGGAUUCCAGUAGAUUGGAAAACUUGAUUCAAAUCUUUAAAGAAGUUGUUAUUUUGGAAACCAAAUUUUGGGAUGAAGCCUUGAAGGCUGAUGAGGAAUGGUACUAUAAGCAGACAUAA
Messenger RNA from Saccharomycodes ludwigii, 1770 nucleotides. RefSeq lists its product as uncharacterized. Bases 1 to 1770 code for a protein of 589 amino acids. The transcript has 2 exons. Gene Ontology annotation, cellular component: cytosol. Gene Ontology annotation, molecular function: hydroxymethylpyrimidine kinase activity; phosphomethylpyrimidine kinase activity. Gene Ontology annotation, biological process: thiamine biosynthetic process. The record is from RefSeq and is a predicted model, not a curated record. Lineage: Eukaryota; Fungi; Ascomycota; Saccharomycetes; Saccharomycodales; Saccharomycodaceae.